Molecule: messenger RNA, 1014 nt
Organism: Ectocarpus siliculosus
Lineage: Eukaryota; Phaeophyceae; Ectocarpales; Ectocarpaceae
Source: the annotation of a GenBank genome assembly
AUGGUUUACCUACCCGCAAGGCUGAUGGUAGCAGCGGCAACCAUGGUAGUCAACAGCAUUCUCGCUGCUACUACAACUGGUGUAGUUAAUGUGGAAAUUGUCGAAGAUCUGAACUUUACAGACCUAGCCGACGCCGUACAGGGGCACCCUUUCUUGGUUGUUGCGUUCUACUCUCCGGGAUGCGGGCACUGCCGGCGGCUCCUCCCGAGUUGGACGCAAGCGGCCCAGCUGAUAGAGGACCAGCGUUUACCCAUCCGACUCGCGAGGAUGGACGUUUCGAGCAGGGGAGGAAUGAACGCCUGGAAGGCAUUCGGGUUGAAGAGGCUGCCCACGGUAAAGGUGUUUGUAGGAAACAAUCCAGAUGAGCCUCUGCCAUACGCCGGCCACCUCGACGCUAACGGCAUUGCGGCGCAUCUGGCGAUGUUGGAAAGGGCCCGGCGCUUGAUAAAGGAGAUCCGGAAGGCGGCGCCAAUCCUGGCCUUGCGGGACCCCCCGACGAAGGUCAUACUCGUCGACUUCCAAAACGCCAGCGGUGGCGGCGGUGAUGAUGGCAGUCGCGGUACCGCAGUACUCCACGAAGACGGGAGUCGAAGAAGGCAGGGUAGCAGCCGUAGCGGCGAUCCAGCUCUUCCAGCCGGUACGGAGGACAUCUUGGCCAAGCGGCAGCUUGCGGCGGACAUCGGGGUCACCUUCGGAGAAGGGCCGGAGCUUAGGAUAUUUCUUGACGGGAGGCUUUGGGUCGAAGGAGGCGUGUUUCGGGGUUUGCCUACCACCGACGGGAUCUUGCAACACAUGGACUGGGUUGCGGACGAGGCCGGGCUUCUACCGCAACACGAAAGAGCGACGAUGAAGGCUACUCAAGGGGGUGGAAGAUCUACAUUUGAUGGCCACCAAAUCAUGGCAACACCCGUAGCCACGGCCGACAGCUUGGUAAAUGUCUCGUCAGAAGCCUGCCCCGCAUCCUCGCGUUGUACUAACCACGCUGGGGGCGUCACAUGCCAGGACGAGGACUGA